CCCCCCCCCCCUCACAAUAGCCUCUUCUCCUUCCUCCUCUCUCACUAAAAGAAACGAUUUGCCAUGGAUCCUGGAGAUCCCACUUCCAUACUCUUCACAAAGAUCCGAACUUUAGAACCAGACUUCGCUUCCAAAAUCAUUGGGUACUUGCUCUUACAGGACUUGAGUAAAAGAGACUUGAUGCGUCUCGCUCUUGGACCAGACACUCUCUUACACUCCGUUUGUCUCAAGGCUAAAUCCGCUUUGGGUCUCUCCAACGGAUCUUCUUCUUCCUCUGCGUCGACGUCGACGCCGCUGAACCCUAUCUCGAGACCCAUUAACAUCCACCGGACUCAUUCUCCGAGGAAUGGGUUCAUGGGGAGCCCUAACGUCGUGGGUUCGAGUCCGUUCCAAGCAAGUUCCUCUCUUUUCGCUUCAGAUGGUGACGAUUUACUCGAUGAGGGGCAACUCGGUAACUACUUGUCCUUCCUCAACAACAACAACAGCAACAACGACGAAAACAACACGGAUCUGUUUGGCUUCUCUGGAGACAAUGGAGAUGCCCAUUUGCACAAGAGGAGUUUCUCAGCGAGUGAUGUUUGUUUAGGUUCAGAGGAGGCUGGAUAUGGCGGUGGUGGUUACAGUAUGUUUCCUCAUGGUGGUGGUAGUGGUUUAGGGGAUGAUUUUGAUUCUUCUGGUGGGUUUGUCGGCUCUCCGGAUUACAGACAGCAAGAGGAGAUAGCGAGGAUGAAACUGGCGCAACGGCAGCGAAUGGCCGCUGCUCAGUUCUUGGCGGCUAGUGGUGGCUCUCCAAUGUCUUAUGAUAAAGGCAUUAAUUUUCUCUUGGGUUCGCGUAAUGCUCAUAGAUCAGGAGGAGCAGGACAGUUUGGGGAUGAGGGUUACUGGUUUGGUAGUCCUGGGAGACAUGAAAGGGAUGAGUUCUUGGGGAUGGAUAAAUCUAACUCUGCAUCUAAGCAAAUUUACUUGACAUUUCCAGCUGAUAGCUCCUUCACAGAUGAAGAUGUCUCCACUUACUUCGGCAAUUUUGGACCAGUGCAAGAUGUUAGGAUUCCAUACCAGCAGAAACGGAUGUUUGGUUUUGUCACUUUUGUCCACUCUGAAACUGUGAGAAUCAUAUUGGCCAGAGGAAACCCUCAUUUCAUCUGCGACUCACGUGUCCUUGUUAAACCCUACAAGGAGAAAGGAAGAAUCCUUGAAAAUAAGAGGCAGCAGCAACAACUUCUGCAACAGAUGGAGAGAGGGAACUUCUCUCCUGGUUCGAGUCCAUCUGGAAUGGAUGCAAGGGAUCUCUUUGAUUCCCACUUCGGACCGAGGAUGUUUCCUAGCACGCAGGAGAUGAUGAUGAGGAGAAAAGCUGACUUACAACAAGCAUUAGAAUUCCAAAGGAGAAGAAUUCUCAAUCUGCAGUUGCCUGACUUGGAUAGUGAGUCCUUCCACCAUCACCAGCGCAGUCUUUCUAUUGGCUCCCCUGUUCAUUAUCCCUCUCGUGUCAAUCAAAGCAUGCUCUUUAGAUCAGAAAACGCCGGUGAAGAAGUUGUAGAAGGUAAUGGUGAUUCAGGUCAUUUUCAGUCUGAUAAUACCAACAGCCAAGAAGGUGGUUACGGUGACCAUUUCAACAAAGGGCAAGAGACAAGUCUGGAGAACGCUUUGCCUGAUUGCUUCUUUGCUUCUCCAUCAAAGACCGGCGAAACUCAAGAACAGUCAGAGUCUGAGAAAGAGAACUGUGCUACGUGAAUGCGUGAAAGAAAAGUAGAGACUGAUAAAAAGCAGAGGAAGUAGAAGAAGAAACUUUGUCUAUAUGUAGAAGAAGAAGCUAAAGUGGGGGUGUUUUAUAACAUGGGAACAGAAAGAAGAGUUAGAGCGAAGACCAGUUAGGAUUUUUUUUACAUAUCUCUAUUAAAAAAGGCGGUUAUGGAAUAUGCCCAAUAUGCAAUAGAAUUACAACUAAGUACUAACCUCAGACAGCAUCGAUAGGCAGAACAAUACAAUUUCACUCAAACCUUAUGUUUUAAGUUUUUUUUCGUCUGUUCAUUGAUGAUGAUGAUGAUGAUUGUUUACCUUUUUUA
Molecule: messenger RNA, 2066 nt
Organism: Eruca vesicaria subsp. sativa (arugula)
Lineage: Eukaryota; Viridiplantae; Streptophyta; Magnoliopsida; Brassicales; Brassicaceae
Source: the annotation of a GenBank genome assembly